AUGGCCUCUCCUGCCGCAGCGGCACUUGGGAACCUGGACAGCAAGAUCGGAGCGACGUAUUUGGGGAUUAUAUUCGCCGCCAUCUUCUAUGGGAUUACCUCCAUCCAGGCAUUCCUGUACUUCCAGCGGCCAAAAGAGCAGUCGGAUGGCUGGAAGUAUGCCGUGCUGGUCGGCGGUCUAUGGAUUCUGGACACAAUACACCUGGCGUUCGUAUGCGAUGCUGGCUACCACUAUCUCAUCGACAACUACGCCAACCCGGUGGCGCUGGCGACAGCUAACUGGAGCAUAACUGCCCAGAUCCUCAUCAGCUCGAUCAGCAACUUCAUCAUCCGGAGCGUCUACGGCUACCGCGUAUGGAGCUUCGUCCGCCGGAGACUAAUGGUGGGCUUGCCCGUCACGCUCCUUAUUGCGGCAACCACCUUGGUCUCUUUUGACCUCCGCAACAGCCGCGGGUAUUGGUUCCAAAUCCCUGAAUUCUCGCGCUUCGAUGAGUUCUCGUACUUCAUGUACACCGCUCUGGGCGCUGGUGUCGGCGUCGAUGCGAUGAUCGCCUUGGCGCUCUCCUUGUCAUUGUCACAAAGCAGGACAGGGUUCAAGCGUACGGACUCCCUCGUGAACAUCCUCAUGGCAUACACCAUCAACACCAGUUUGUUGACAAGUCUAUGCUCGAUCGCUUGCUUCACCACUUACACCAUCUGGCCACACGAGAUGACGUAUAUCGGCAUCUACUUCACGCUCAGCAAGCUGUACAUGAACAGCUUGCUCGCGACGUUCAACGGACGCAGCGCCAUUCGGGACAAGAUCAACAACUCGUACGGGUUGUCCAACAUGUCUGGCAACCGCGGCCAAAACAGCUCAUCCAACGGACACGUCGUGCUGAACGUCAACAAAGAAGUAGAGACCGUCAUCCGGGUAGAGCAGGACCACAUGACGAUGGCGCGCGCCGAUUACAGUGCCUCGGAUGUGAAGCACGAGUUUGGUCCGUUCUAA
Messenger RNA from Schizophyllum commune H4-8, 990 nucleotides. RefSeq lists its product as uncharacterized. The transcript is spliced from 16 exons. The record is from RefSeq and is a predicted model, not a curated record. NCBI's taxonomy places the organism in Eukaryota, Fungi, Basidiomycota, Agaricomycetes, Agaricales, Schizophyllaceae. Bases 1 to 990 code for a protein of 329 amino acids.